This is a messenger RNA of Mya arenaria, 5773 nucleotides long. Its product is annotated as CD82 antigen-like. Gene Ontology annotation, cellular component: membrane. Lineage: Eukaryota; Metazoa; Mollusca; Bivalvia; Myida; Myidae. The transcript has 10 exons. The record is from RefSeq and is a predicted model, not a curated record. The coding region runs from base 205 to 990 and encodes 261 amino acids.
ACCUGUAAUCUUAAGUUUCAUCUGAGAUACAGAGUUACGUUUUCUUUUGAGUUACAUUGUUGCAAAUUUAUCUUAACUCUGUGACAAACUGUGAUUGCAGACACUGUUGGAUAUAAGUUGAUAACAACAGCCACUUCUAUGUUUUUGUUGUGAAUGUGCUGAGCUGGUAUUGUAUUUGUACAGGUGAACUGAGCUGAUACCAAGAUGGGUUUUUGUGGAGGCUGUUUCAAGGCUCUGUUGAUAUUCUUUAACAUCAUUUUCUGGCUGUCAGGUGCGGCCAUCCUCGGUGUUGGGGUAUGGAUGAUCGUGGACAAGAACAUCAACAGCUACUUCGACGUUCUCAAUGUGGACACACACGACCAGUACUUUAAAUAUGCUGCGUACAUGCUGAUUGCGUUUGGUGUGUUUGUUUUCCUCGUUGGUUUCUUCGGAUGCUGUGGGGCCAUCAGGGGAAGCAAAUGCUUGCUGGGACUGUACAUCUUCUGUCUGGUGCUGGUGUUUGCGGGCGAGAUCGCUGCAGGAGUCAUUUCUAUUAUCUACAAGUCAGAGGUGGAAAAAAAAGUUGAUGACACCCUAAAAAAUUCCAUCAAGGAGAAGUAUAGCGUCUCGACGACCAUCACUGAAGCCUGGGAUGUGGUCCAGAUACAGCUUGACUGCUGUGGAGGUUUGAGCCCAGAGGAUUAUACGGGCAGCAAGUUUGCAGAGAGAAACACGACCCAGUUGAUUCCGCCAUCCUGUUGCGUCCUGACCAACAAAAACGAGGCCGAAGAAAAACCGAGGUCUGCCAUAGCAAAGAAUGCCACAGCUUGUAUGGAAAAGGAGGCUGAUUACUAUCAUGAAAAGGGCUGUAAGGAAGGAUUGAUUGACUGGGCCAAGAUGCACACGGCCAUUCUCAUUGGGGUAGCCAUGGGUAUAGGCGCCAUUCAGAUAUUUGGGCUAGUCAUAGCCAUCUGCCUCUGCCGACAAGUGGACAGAGAGGAAAAAUACUAGGGACACCAAAACACCCUAAAUGGCUCAACUUACUGAAUGGCAAUAAAUGUGUACAACAAAAUUGAUUAUUAUACAAUAACCCCACUCAAUAUGCUGAAGGCAAUAUCCACAUAAUAAAACAUAAUAUUCUUGAGUCAUUAUAGUCAUCAAAUCAAUUUUAAGUCUUUGAUAAGGCAGGCUUGUUUAGGCAUUUACAAAUGUGUCAACUUUGAAUUUUAUCCUCGACCAUAUUGCAGGAGUGAUGAUUUGGAAAAGUUCCUGAAAACUUACAGAAGUGCAAAAAUUGAUAUUUUUUGAAAUUGUCAGUAAUAGAUCUUCAUGUAUGUAUUGUGUUUCUUGGAUUUGAAAUCAUUUUUUAUCAGCUAAUAUAACCCUUUGACACGUUGUUUUUAUAUAUUUUUCAAUAUUAUCAUAACAUAAAUAGUUAAUAAGAAAAAAAAUCCUGAACUAUUUAAAGGUUUCCUUAAGGUUUUUCUCGGGUUCUGCCUGAUUUAUAUUACUUUCUUUAUUUUAACAGCUGAACAAAAGAAUCUCUCUUUAUGGCCAAAUUAUUAACUGUUAAAACAAAUUAUUGAAGAGAACAAUGUGUCAUUUCUACAGAAAAUUAACCUUAUGUAAUCGUUGUUUGUGUCUUGUAAUCAGAAAUAUAUUGCAGUGAAUAUUCUGCCGCAAUUUAAUAGGAUAAUUUUAUAUCCAUGAUUUUAUAGUUAGUCUGAAAGAGGUAUACAUGACCACUAUAGUUUGUUUUCUAUACAUUUUCUUUUCAAAUGAUGUGUUCUUUUUUCAUUCAGUGUUCUGUGAACUCAAGUAUCAUUUUCUCAUAAAUCACAAUAGUUAACAAUGUAAAUUAUUGCUUAAUUCCAAUUUAUGGAUUAAUGGCUUAACUUACAUGAUCGAUAGGAAAGGUAAAUAUGUAAAGUUUAUGACAUCUACAGAAGGUUACAUUGAAACUUGAAAACGUUCUUAUCAGCUUGAAUAAAGCCAAUUUAAGGCAUGUUUACAAUUUGAUUGGUUUACAUUUUUCUGCUCAAGAGUAGGCAACUGUUAAGGCUGUUAUGCAUGUACAUGUUUCAGUCAGUGUUCAGAAUAAUGUAGAGUUAUAUCCAGGGUUUCUGAAAACUGACAAUUUGCCGAUCUGGACUGAUUUUGACCACACCAGACCGAUUUCAGGAACAAAAAAUGGUUAGAAAAUCGGUCUGAAAUUUGUUUCUUAUUUUUUGGUCCAAAACAGCUAAGUCAGUAGAAAAUGUAAUACACAAACCAGUUUUGUCAUUGAAAAAAACACCUGACACCCCAAUUAAAUAGAAUAAAAUUGCUAUCACUUAUAUUCAAUCCUUCUCUGUUCAUAGCAAUCCCAUGACUCGGUCAAUUUCAGUAUUAUUGUCUAGUCAUUGUUUUGUCUCCUUGUGCUGAAGUAGGGUUUGAUAAAUCUUAGAUUGAAUGGAUUAAUACUGUAAUAAAACUUACAAUUGCUUUUUAAGAGGCAGUUUCAUUUUGGUAUAAGAAUUUUUUUUAUGACUGUGCCAAGCUUAGUUUGGUCAUGUAGAUCUAAUGAUUAUCAAAUAUCAAAUAAAUAUGUUUGGGGUUUAUUAAGCAAAAAAGAAAUGUAAAUUGCCACAAAAGUAGCCAUGGAAUUAUGUCAUAAUUUCAUCGCAUUGUUUGCUUUUAUCAUAUUUAUUUUGAGACCCAUUUAUGUUUGUGGCUGUUCAAGUUUAUCAUUGUUAAGUAAUAGUUAUGGUAAGGUAGUUCAUUCUUUUUCAACCCUAAAUAUACUUGUAAAGGUCUUGGUUGAAACAUAAAUGUGCUUAUAAAAACGAAAUGUAAAAUUCAAUUGUAUAUAUAUAUAUAUCAUAGUUUAUGUUAUGUUUCUAUAUUACAAAGCCAUUAUUACAUGCGAUACUUUGUACAUAAUCUUAUUCUGUUUUCAUUUGCAGCUAUAUGUUAAAGUUUUUCAAUUUGUUGUGUAUAUCAUAUGAUAUGUAAUGAAAAUUAGACAUAAUGUCAUGAAAAUCUAACAGAUAAUGCAAUGAAAAUAAUACAGAAUAUCAUGAACAUCAAAGUUUACUUAAAAAUAUUUAAAAAAUCAGACGUUUUGUUCUGAAAAUCAGACGGAUUGUAAUGAAAAUCAGACAGAUUGUAAUGAAAAUCAGACGAUUGUUCUGAAAAUCAGACGGAUUGUAAUGAAAAUCAGACAGAUUGAAAUGAAAAUCAGACGUUUUGUUCUGAAAAUCAGAUGGAUUGUAAUGAAAGUCAGACGUUUUCUUCUGAAAAUCAGAUGGAUUGUAAUGAAAAUCAGACGGUACGUUAUGAAAAUAAGACGGUAUGUUAUGAAAUUCAGACGGUAUAAUGUGAUGAAAAUCAGACAGUAUGUUAUGAAAAUCAGACGGUAUAAUGUAAUGAAAAUCAGACGGUACCAGUAUAAUGUAAUGAAAAUCAGUCUGUGUUAAAAAUGGAUGUCAGACAUAAUGUAAUGAAAAUGAGACAUUACUUUGAGGGAUUAAUUAAGAUUUUGCUAAACAAAAGGCACAUGAAUCUCAUUUUAGUGUUUAUUUUUUCAAUGAUAAACUAGGAAUGCAUUUUUUGCAGAACAUUAAGGUUACAAUCUAUGAUUGGAAAACAAAAUAAACUGCAAAAUAAGCCAAAGUCUUGAGUCAAAGUCUACUGGCCAGAAUUGUUCAAUCUAUGAUGGCUCAGGAAACCUAAUUGUGCCAUACAUCUUAUGCUUUUGAAAUUGUUUUAUUUGGUAAAAAAUGUUACUCCCACUAACCGUGUCAGGAGAUGACUUAAGAUAAAAGCAUCUAUUUUGUUCUCAAGAUAAAACCAUUUAUUUUGAUCUUGAGACAAAAGCAUCUAUUUUUUCUUGAGAUAAAAGUAUCUAUUUUGAUCUUGAGAUAAAAGUAUCUAUUUUGAUCUUAAGAUAAAAGCAUCUAUUUUGUUCUCGAAGCUAAAGCAUGUAGUUGGUUAACAUAACCAUAAAUUGAUUAUGGUUACGUAAUAGAUUGUUUUAAUAUGAGGCUGACUUAAGAAGAGUUAUCAUAGAUCCGUUGUAUUUUAAGUGCAAGCUUGAUGUUGAGUUAAGAGAUUUAUUCAAAGCCAGUUUCCGUGCAAUCUUUAAUCGUUAAGUGUACGAUAAUCAUAAGCUCCAUCAUAUAGAAAAUGCAAGCUUUAUAUUCAGAGUAACCUCUAUAGCCGGAGUGCAUUCUUAAGUUAAUAAUAAUCUCAUAGGCUUUUGUACAGGCUUGAUUUGUUUUCAAUUCAGGGCCCAAAGGGGCUGAAAUGAUGAAGUUUUUGCAACUUUUCUGAUCGCCCCAGUGGGCCCGUUGUUUUUAUUCAUUCCCUUUAUACCUUACCUCAUUAUUGUUUUAACGAUUUGAUUCAUUUUGUUAAAAUAUUAUAUAUGCUUUAAACGUUAACCAUUCAUAUUUACAUUUUAUGUUUAAUGUUAGAAAUAUAUUUAAGCUUUGGAUUUUUGUGUACGCUUUUUUGUUUGGGUCUGAAUUUAGCUAUAUAGUAUAGAUUAUAAACUGACAAAUACAUGUAGUUCAGUUCGCAUGUGAGUAAUCAGAAAGUUUGAACUUGGAAUAAGAAGACAAAAAGUAUAUUGGUACAAGUAUAUUUUAUUUAUUGGUAGUUAGAAAUAGCUAGGAUAUGCCAUUAAAGCUGCACUCUCACAGAGUGUCAGGUUUGACACUUUUUAGAAAAGUUGUCUCAGGAUCGAAUAAAUCUCAAAUGUUUGGUAAAGCUGCAGAAAAGUUCAUUUAAGGCAUACCGCAUUAGUUUUCAAACAUAAAUAUGAACAACUGAUCUUUUGUCAGCAGUCUUAUAUCACUGGUUUCCAGACAUUGACUUAAAACUUGGAUCUUCAAAGACAAAAAAUAAAAACAAAUGUCAAAACUAUCAGUCUGUGAGAGUGCAGCUUUAAAGCAUACAUCUUGUAGUGAGUUGGUGUCAGAAUUCUGUCCUCAUAAAACCAUGUGCAUUCUCUGGUAGUGCAUUGUUUAAAGUCUUCAUUACUCAAGAAUCUGAUGUACAUUAUAAAGGUAAUUUAAUGGUAGAUACUGGUUUCACAGCCUGGUGUUGAAAUUCUUAUACUUUACUACCCCCUAUAUACUUGAUGUUGUUCAUAAAAAUGUUCAUAAAAAAACUUGGUGGUAAAUUUUACAGAUUUAUUUUUAUUUCGAGCGAGGGAAUUUCGAAAGAAAUUUUAUUGAAUUAUACAAUAUAUGAUAAGAUGAUGUUUAAACCAUAAUUUGACAAUUUAUCUUUGUGUUAAAGGAAUAAUGAAGCCAAUGUAACUGGUACUACCAACAAGUGCAUAUUGUUGAAAUGUGUUUCUGUGGGGUUUCUUUGUAUUGUAGUGAAAAUGUGCCUUGUAAAAAUGAAGGUGUUGUUGUUUUACAGACAUUUUACCUCUUUUACUGUCUUUUAAAUAUCUUGCCACCGAAAAACGAUAUUGUUGAUAUAUUUUGUUCUAUUUUUAAACUUCCAAAGAGUUGAAAAGCAUUUUUGUAAAGAAUUAAUUACUUAAUUAUUGCACAGUUAUCAAUAUUGAAUAACACUAUUUGACUUCUUCAUUGAAAGUGAUUUGCUCAAUAUUUGAAAAAGCUGAGCAAAAAAGUUGUUAAUAUUGUGAAGAAAAAUAGUUCCUUCAUGUUAAAUGUUGACCUCCGGCCUAUUUACUGGUUCAUGUUUCAAAAUUGUUUCUUGCUAUAUAGUUUAUAGAAUGUAUGGUAUUGUAUAUUUUCUAAUAUUUUAGAAUAAACUACUAAUUGUUCAAAGCUUU